This is a messenger RNA of Myodes glareolus (Bank vole), 3088 nucleotides long. RefSeq names its product gametogenetin (gene Ggn). Gene Ontology annotation, biological process: gamete generation; double-strand break repair. Gene Ontology annotation, molecular function: ubiquitin protein ligase binding. Lineage: Eukaryota; Metazoa; Chordata; Mammalia; Rodentia; Cricetidae. The record is from RefSeq and is a predicted model, not a curated record.
UAAAGCAAAGGGGCCUGCACGUCGGGAAGACACCCUAGUGUUUCUAAGGGUGAUCUAGGUGCGAAGGACAGCGCUCAAGCUAAGCUGGCCCACGGGGGCGUGCCUCGAGCUCGGGGCGGGGCCUAGAUCUUGGGGGUCGUCCUCGCUGUCUCGCCCACUUGCCUUCACCCGCACACUCGUUCUUUUCGGUUAUUUUCUGCUACGGCCGUUCCCCGCCCUGUCGUGGUCCACGGGGCGGUGGUCUGAUCUUUGGCCGGCUGUAGGAGUCGGUGAGUGGGGUCUACUGAGCGAAGGAGCCGGGGCGGAGCUUGAGGGAAAGGGGUGGAGCCUAAGUUAAGAGCUGUCACAAACGCCGAGCGGGAAAAGUUUAGACUUGAGGAUUUGCUGCUGUCUGAGAAGAGGGAGGGAUCCAAAUGAUCGACAGAGAGAGACGGUGGGUGAUCGGAGGGUUAGGACUGAAGGACUGGGGGAUUAGUUAGACUACAGUCCCUUGUAUUUGUUAGGCAGAAGCAGACCUGACGCGGGUGGGGGCGGGGUGAGGAUGCGACCGAUUCUUUGACAAUCGGGGGCGGGGCUUAGGCCGUAAGGACUUGGUUAGAGUGUUAGUUAGGAUAGAAACCUGAAUUCCUUGUUGGCUACUGGGCAUAACCAUCAUUACCGGUGUGGUUUAAAACCCAACAAAGAGGCUGGCGAGAACUGACCCCUGAAGCCUUGAAAUCCCGGGCGUGGCUAAAGUGUUAGGGAUGUGAUCUAAGCAAUCAAAUAGUCAGGGUUGGCACCUUAGUACGUAAAGAAGUUGGGUUCGAAGAGUGAACCGUUUUUGAGACCAUGGGGAAGUGAGCGUGACCAUGACGAAUCCGAGAACUGGAGACCAGGGCUGAGAGAAUAUUGGAGGACCGGACACACCAAUGCAGACAGGGACAGUCCGAGAACAGCCUGAGCCUUGGAGUCCCCGCAGAACCCGCCGACUGACUGGUGGAAGUUUAUUUAACCACAGUCUCCGACCUCCGUCGAAAAUGGGGAACGUGCAGUCGGAGCCUUCCGCAGGCGGGGGCUCCCGUAAAGAGCAGGCCUCAGACCGCGCAUCCGACUCACGCAGGACGCCUCUGGUGGAGCCCGAGGUGACCCCCUCAUCCCCAGCCAUGCGCCUGGCUCGAGGGCUGGGCGUCUGGUUCCCUGGCAGUUCCGGGCCCCCGGGACUCCUGAUACCCUCGGAGCCCCAGGCCUCACCCUCGCCCCUGCCCCUGCCCUUAGAACUGCCCUCACCAGUGACACCCCCUCUAGAGGAGGCGGCUACGGCGGCGGUCUCCACACCACCCCCGCCCCCUGUGGGGUCCCUGCUGCCCGCGCCAUCUAAGUGGCGAAAACCCAAGGGCACUGCAGUGCCUCGGAUCCGCGGCCUAUUGGAGGCGAGCCAUCGUGGUCAGGGUGACCCUCCGAGCCUCCGCCCGCUGCCCCGGCAACUGACCGAGAAAGAACCGGUCCCGAAGGCCCCAGCCCCACCUCCGACGCUCCUAGAGCCUCGGAAGCAGCUACCGCCAGCACCAGCACCGCCUUGCGACCCGCAGCCCCCUAGCCGGAGAAUCACUCUGGCCUCGUCGGCCACAAGCCCCACAGAAAGCCAGGUCAGGCAUAGCAGCGAGGGUCAGGCGGCCGGGGGAGCCCGCGGAGGGGCGCCGCCCCAAGUCGGAGAGGGCGAAAUGACUCGGUCUGCUACUUCCGAGUCCGGCCUGAGUCUGCUGUGUAAAGUCACCUUCAAGUCCGGGCCCCACUUGUCCCCCUCAUCGGCCUCGGUCCCCUUAGCAGCCAAACCCUCAGCUGGGACCGGCAGUGGCGGAGGACUGUUUGCCUCGUCGGGGGCCAUCUCUUAUGCUGAGGUCCUGAAGCAAGGGCCCCAACCUCCUGGAGCCACUCGUCCCAUGGGAGAGGUUCCUCGUGCAGCUCAGGAAACCGAGGGCGGUGAUGGAGAUGGCGAAGGGUGUUCUGGUCCCCCUUCGGCUCCUUCGGCUCCUGCUCCCCUUGCCCGGGCUCUACAACCACCCCCUUACAACACCACCUUCCCAGGUUCAAAGCCCAAAUUCGACUGGGUGAGCCCUCCCGAUGGCACUGAACGGCACUUCCGAUUCAACGGGGCUGCAGGGGGAAUCGGGGCACCCCGAAGGCGCACAACCACACUCUCAGGGCCAUGGGGCUCCCCUCCACCAAGGUCAGGUCAGACGCAUCCAGCUUCAGGGCCCCGGAGACCCUCACCUGCCUUGCUGGCGCCACCCAUGUUCAUCUUCCCAGCGCCCACCAAUAGCGACCCUGUACACUCAGUGCCUCCAGGUCCGCAGCAAAUACCUCUGUUGCCACCGCCACAACCCACACCACCAACCACUCCGCCACCGGCGCCGCCACCCACACCACAGCCACCAGCGCUCCCGAGGACGCCGAUACCGGUGGCCCGUCCGCCUACCCCAGGCCCUGGCCACGAGGAGUCAGCUUUGGCUCCCACCCCUCCCCCCUCACUGCCGGCUACCGCGGCUGCCGCCCAGGUCCCGCCCCCGCUCCCGGCCCCUGUUCCGGCUCCAACCCCAGCUCCAGCAACUCCCUCUGCUGAGCCGUCACCGCCAGUGCCUCAACCCAUCAAGAUUCGUACACGCAAGAACAAAGGUCCCCGAGCGGCUCGGAGUGUGAUCCGUGAAGAGGUUAUAUCUGGAGAUGGUCCUCGAGAACUGACUUCAACUCCGGUGACUGACAGUAACAGAGCGGGUGGAGGUAGCAGCAGCGGAACCUCCACAGCCGGCGCCCCUAACAAGGGUGCAGUGCGCCACUGGCCGCCUUUCGAGGUGCUUAAUUCUUGCCCCUGCAAGUGCUACUGCCGCCAUCAACCCCGUCACCGACGCCUGCCUCGCAACGUGUCUGCCUGGCUGAGCACACCCACCAACCACCUGAGUGAGCCGCCCUGGGUGGCCACCGUCAAGCUGGCUGGCUCCCUAGUAGCUGGACUGGAGCACUACGACUUGCAGGCCACCCAUUCCAACUGAGUGUGACCUGCCCAACACCCUCUGCCUCACCUUCCUUGCCAAUAAAGCACCCAGUCUACACA